Molecule: messenger RNA, 785 nt
Organism: Vicia villosa (hairy vetch)
Lineage: Eukaryota; Viridiplantae; Streptophyta; Magnoliopsida; Fabales; Fabaceae
Exons: 4
Biological process (GO): vacuolar proton-transporting V-type ATPase complex assembly
Cellular component (GO): endomembrane system
Source: RefSeq, a predicted model, not a curated record
AAACCACUCUUAUCCGGUACCAGCUUCCUCUUCUCAAGCCCUAAACCCAGAGAAAAGAGUGAAGAAUUGAAAGCAAGGUUAAAAAAGUUGGAAGAUUUAGCUGAGAGGAAAGCAUAUAAGGAACUUGUUAAGGAUAUUGCACCAAAGGAAGAUGUUCAGGAGCCUUUCUCUUCUUACAAAGAUCAAUUAGGAUUUGGUUUGCAUGUUAUUGUUACAAUGUUUACUGGCUAUCUUGUUGGAUUUGCCGCAUUUAGAGCUCUGUUUGAUCACAGUCCUGCCAUGAAUGCUGCUGGAGGAAUUCUUGGGUUGGUGGGUGCCAUGCUUGUUGAGACUUUUCUUUUCAUUAUUAGAAGUUCCAAUCCUGAUGGCAACAAAACAAGAAAGCCCAAUCAAAAAUCGAGAUCAUCCUUUUCUACAUCCAGUCUCAAGAAAAACCUAUAGAUACGAUCAAGAUGGUUUGUUUUUCAGUUAUGCAUAUAAUACCGAUAAUACAAAAUUUUAUAGUGUAGUUCAUUGUAAUUGUGAACACUUCUCUCAGUAAUAGAUAACUUAGAAUUGGCUGUUGCAUGAUUUAUCAUUGAGGGCCUUCCUGAAGGGUGUGAGUAUUGUGUCUGAAAAUGGCAUCUACAUGUACCUUGUACUACAAGAAGCUAUUUUGACCCAUCUAUGUGAUCUUUAGGACUAAGGUAGUUUUAUGCUUUGACCUCAACCAGACAUGACUUGAAGAACAACUUACUAUCUUUCCCUGCAUCACACUGAAUAAACUAGUAUCAAUUCUUUUUGAA